UAUUUAGCUGGAAAAAUGAAAAGGAGAUUUAAAGAGAAGCAAAUUGAGAUUGCAAAAAUGGCUCCUUGCGAUGGAGGAAGCAGCAAAAAAAUUACACCGAUCUUAUUACUCUUGUUUUCUCUACUGUCAAUGCCUUCAAUUUCUGUUGCUUACAGACCUGGAGACAUCGUUCCCAUGAGUAAAAUGGGUCAAUACCACUCGUCGAGAACUCUUUGGCAAGAUAUCAUCGGUAAACAUUGCCCUAUUUUUGCAGUUAAUCGCGAGGUUUUGAUUCCUAUACAAAAGCCAACUGGCUUCACUGGUGCUGAUCCAUACAAAAUAUCGCUUCAAGUUGGAAGAGAAAAGUUUUUAGUUCCGUGGCUUUUUCUGUUAAAUCGGAAAAGCUCUGAGGUUCCGAUGAUUGAUAUGCAUUUGCGGUACUCAGUAGGUGAUCUACAUGGAGUCACAGCCAAAAUUGUUGAUAUGCCUCACCACUAUGUAGAAAUCCAUCCGAAUAUUCGUAAACAAUUCUGGGACCCUCAACAUUGGCCUAAACAUGUUCUUGUAAGAUACACAUGGGAGGAACAAUCAGAGAUAGAUGUGACUUCUGGAUUCUAUGUCUUGUUUGGAUCAGGGUUGAUGCUGUCGUUUAUUCUCUCUAUCUACAUCUUGCAGUCAUCAAGGGACAAAUUAGCAAGGUUUGUGAGGGAGACUGUUGCAGAAAGCAAUGUUCCUGUCGGAGGAGUGGCAAAAGUUGAAUGAGGAACCUCCAAAAAGUUUCAAUACGAUGCGUGCACACACUUCAGGUUCUAGUUCUACACUUACAGGGUUUCAUUAAUUCAACCGUUAUCCCUUGAGAUCUGAAUAUUUAUACAGAAAAUUCAAGUCCAAUGGGUUUACGGAAACUUACCGAGAAUUUGAGAAAAGAAAACUUAGGCUAUUAACAGAGCAGUUGGUAACUGUAAAAGAGUAUAUGUUGGGUAUGUGGCCUGUGGAUGUAUUUGUGUUAGGCUGUUAGCUAUAAAAUUGAAACCUUAACACUAUUUUCUAGUCUGGUAUCAGUUUAUCGCUUUCAUCUCACAAAAUAUUUAGUCAUAACAUUUUAUUGUUAUAACUAUGAAGAAUCUAAACCAAUAGAUAAUGCCAUUUUUCCCUGAAAUUUUUGAUAA
Molecule: messenger RNA, 1148 nt
Organism: Mercurialis annua (annual mercury)
Lineage: Eukaryota; Viridiplantae; Streptophyta; Magnoliopsida; Malpighiales; Euphorbiaceae
Exons: 9
Coding region: 16-741 (241 amino acids)
Source: RefSeq, a predicted model, not a curated record